Molecule: messenger RNA, 1053 nt
Organism: Rotaria sp. Silwood2
Lineage: Eukaryota; Metazoa; Rotifera; Eurotatoria; Philodinida; Philodinidae
Source: the annotation of a GenBank genome assembly
AUGGUUACUGUUAAAAAACCUGAUGUUUCAAUCUUUGCAAAUCCACAUCGUAAAUCGGACGCAGAAAAAUCACUUCAUUUUGAUGCACAAGAAAAAGGUAAUCAUACACCAUCUGAUGAGUCAUAUGUACGUGAAUACAAAGAAUUUGCUGGCGUGACAAUAAUAAUACGAACAGUUCAUAAUCCAAGAGCUUUCGGAAAUUCAGAUAUAUCAGGAAAAGCUGGUGCACAAGGUGUUCGACGAAAAUCCGAUUUUCCACCAACAAAUCAAUUAAAUAAACAUGAAACAAUUGACCAUGGAGAUAAGAGUGAUCAUACAGGAACAAGUUAUUUGACAUCUGCGGCAAAUAGUUCAUCAAUCAAUUGGCUUAAGUUUAAACGUGAUUAUAAUAAACAUUAUAAAUCAGCUGCUGAGGAAGCCGAACGUAAACAAAUAUUUUUUGAAAAUGUAAAUCGAAUGCGUACUUAUGAACGACUUCAUCCAAAUGCAACAUUCAAACUUGAUAUCAACCAUUUGACUGAUCGACGCAUUGAAGAACUCGUUUCACGUUCAAAACACUACAUUGAACCCUUAGCUGGAAAUAUGGAAAGUACUCUAGAAUUAAUCGUUGUACCAGACUCAUUUGAUUGGCGUACAAAAGGUGUUAUUUCGCCAGUUGAAGAUCAAGGUAUGACUGGUGACGUUGAGGCCAUCGUUGCUGUAGAAGUUAUUGAAAGCUGGUACGCUAUUCAAACGGGAAAGCUGGUACAAGGUAGUGUUGCUCGUGUCGUCGACUGUUGUCCACAACCAGCUGAUCCGUUUCAAUGCAUCAUGAAGCUGGGUGGUAUAUGUAGUGCUGGUGAUUAUCCUACACCUACUGGUAAAUGCAUACCAGACCAAUGUAAACCAUUUGCUCAUAUGCAACUUGUUGGUUACGGAAAAACAGCCUCUGGAGAUCUCUUUUGGAUAUGCAAGAAUAGUUGGGGUGCCGGUUGGGGUGAAAAAGGAUACAUACGUGUCUUACGUGGGCAAAAUACCUGUGGUAUUGCUUCUUAUGUCGUACAAGUUGCAUAA